GCUUACCUUCUCCGACGGCAAUGGAGAGAACCGUCCGGGAGUGGCCCUGACUGGGGCAGUUCUCCGUUGAAAGGCUAUCUUGUUCUCAAGACUGCGAUAUCGGCCUCCUUCUAUCAUCAUCCUCUUCCCCUACUUCAAAUCGUGAAAGGCAAGCAUGGGUUGCUCACUCAAUGUGGAAGGUGUGAGGAGAUGAUUUGAUAUGAAUCAUACUGCUCACCUGGUUCACCUAGGUGGACAGUGUAGUGUGAAAUACCCACACCAUCCGCUUCUGAACCACACUAUCUGCCCAUCUGCCUAGCAACAAUGGCUUCCAAACACGCGUGGAAAGUCGAGCUCUUGCCGUGGGACCAUCUCGAUCCCGAUCACGUGGAAAGGCUCUACGUGCAACGGGUCGCCUGUGGAUGGCGUGAAGAGGAGGUGCCACAGUACGUCGAGUCUGCGAAACAAGGCGGCAAGAUCUUCUACUGGGUGGUCUUGUCAGACAACUUGCCGGAUCGUGACGCAGUAUUACAAAGGCACUCAGAAAGAUACCCAACAGAAGCUACUCCUCUUCGAGAUUCUGCACAGUUGAUACGAGGUGUCCCUAGAGAUCCGACCGGGGCUCAAUUCUGGCCCGUUGGCCAUAUAGCUCUGGACAUCCAUACUCCAGAGGAAGAUGCCAAGCACGGCCUCCCAGGGGAAGGAGUUGUGUGGAUGCACCAACUGUACAUCUCCUACGCCCUACACGCCGGUGGCUAUGGCUCUGCAGCCGUGGCCAAAGGCGAGGAGAUUGCAGCUCAGGGGCCGAUGAAGGGCAAGAUCAUGGUGCUCGACACUAUGGCAAGCCGAACACAAUCGAAUCCCGACUUUCUGCAUGCCAUGUUUACCUCAAAGGGCAAUCCUUUACCCAAGAUUACGAAUGAGCAGUGGUAUACUCGCCUGGGAUACAAGACGUUCGGAAAGGAGCUGCUGGUGCCUCAGUGGGAGGCACGACCUGGAGUAUAUGUUGAUAUUGAUAUCGUAUUCAUGAGUAAGCCUAUAGGUCAUCUGGGCGCAUAGAAAACCUUCACACAGAAUACAGCUAUUCGUAGAAAAGAAAUUUGAGCAGCUUGGGGGUAUUCAUCUUUCCCACAAUCAAUCAUAGAAGCUGUGAGGGCCG
Molecule: messenger RNA, 1138 nt
Organism: Microdochium trichocladiopsis
Lineage: Eukaryota; Fungi; Ascomycota; Sordariomycetes; Xylariales; Microdochiaceae
Exons: 7
Coding region: 304-1038 (244 amino acids)
Source: RefSeq, a predicted model, not a curated record